CUCUUCACCGUCCUGUAAAAAUAUUUCAAUUCACAAUAUUAUUGUCUCACCCAAAAUUAUCUUACGAGUUUGGAUCAUUAUUCAUCAGGUUUUCAUCAUUCAUAAACGACCAAAAAAUCACAAAAUUGUUAAAAUUCGAACGACCAAUAUCGGUUUGCCGCACUGAUUUCUUCGAUGCAAAGAGGUUACGUCUGUCGUUGGCGUAUGCACUGUGCGCUCCCAGAUGAUAAGUUCAUUCCAGAUGGCUAUUAAUGAUUAAUCCACAUUCCAUGACGUAUUUUAAAAAUAACCGUCGUCGGCCGUAUGGACUAGCGAGUAGGGACGUAGGGUUCUAAUUUUUGUUUCAGUAUUGAAGUAUUCUGAUUUCUGCCAAUUUCUUCAUCGUCAACUUUACAUUAUAGUAUUAAAUAGGUAUUCUGUAUUUGAGUAUUUUCUGACUCAACUUCUUUUCCUGAGAUCCUUAUUUUCAAUAUCACAUCUUCCGCUUCAUUAAUUUAUAGUCUUCAUCGAAAAUGAGUAGUUACGCACUCAAGUCAAAAGAAAACAGAAUACAGAGGCCACGACCGCCGCCGGUAACCGCCGCGGCUUCUAAUGUGGCUUCGUCCGCGCCCCGUCGCACCGUGGGUUUCGGGACGACCACGAACACCGUCACGGUUGCUAAACCGAUUGGUGCGCAGUACCGUCGAUCCGUGUCUACAACUAUUAACAAGACACCGGAUCUACUACACCCUCCCAAGUUUGGCGGCCAACAGCUCUCCAACCGCAGUUGCAAGCCGGACAUCACUAAAAAUCUGCCCUCCAAAACCGUUCAAAAACCACCGUCACAGCCGUGUGAACCGGUGGCCCAGUCAAGGGUUCCCCCCAAAGAAAUAUUUAAAAUUCCAACUGUUGCUAAUAUACCAAAAAAAGCUACACAAGUGGCCAAUCCACCUACAACAGUCAAUCAACUCCAGAACAAUUUGAAGGCAGCCACCCUUGAUGAAAAACCUUCUACUGAUCAACAAAACAAUAAAAACAUGGGACUAACAGAUAAAAAAAAUGAAAUGAAAUGGACAUUGGAAAAUUUUGAUAUUGGUAAAGCAUUGGGAAAAGGAAAAUUUGGAAAUGUGUAUCUUGCCAGAGAAAAGAGUUCUGGAUUUAUUGUUGCUCUUAAAGUUUUAUUUAAAACGCAAAUUUUAAAAGCAAAUGUUGAGCACCAGCUCAAAAGAGAAAUUGAAAUUCAAACACAUCUAAGGCACCCUAAUAUUGUACGUAUGUUUGGUUAUUUCCAUGAUGAUGCUAGAGUAUAUAUGAUCCUAGAAUAUGCACCUAAACAGCUGUACAAAGAAUUGCAAGCUCAAGAAAAUCAACGUUUCUCUGAAGAUAGGGCAGCAUUUUAUAUUAAGCAAUUAACAGAAGCGUUGAUUUAUUGCCAUGAUAAAAAUAUUAUACAUCGUGAUAUAAAACCAGAGAAUCUUUUACUUACCAAAGGAGGUGACUUGAAAAUUGCUGAUUUUGGGUGGUCCGUACAUACACGGGAUUCAAAGCGCAUGACAUUAUGUGGAACCUUGGACUAUUUGCCACCAGAAAUGGUGAGUGGAAACUCUCAUGACAAAUCAGUCGAUGUUUGGAGCGUAGGUGUAUUAUUAUAUGAGAUUUUAGUUGGCAAACCACCUUUUGAAGCUUCGACGUAUGAAGAAACGUAUAAAAGGAUAUUAAAUGCUCAAUAUAUUUUCCCGCAACAUGUUGCUCCACUGGCUCGAGAUCUCAUAUCACGUUUAUUAAGAGUGAAACCAGAGACUCGUUUACCUCUCAAAGAUCUGUUACUACAUGACUGGAUAAAAAUACACACAAACCUCUAAAAGUAACAAAUAGUCUUAAGAAUUCAAUUUUAUGGAAUAUAUUUUGUAUGUAAUUAUUUAAAAAAAAAUUAACUAGACUUUUUAAUGAAUUUAAUUUAUCUAUUAUAUUUGUUAUUGUGGUAUUUUAAAAAGUGUAAUUAAACAAAAUAAUUGUAUUGUUAAGACUUAGCAUUAAUGACAUUUUUUUGUGUAUAACAUUUUUUUGUUCUAUUUUAAAAGCCCCUAAGUCUUAAUUUGAUAGUUUUAUUAUACUUUAAGACAUGAAUUGUCUCAUAUUUUAUUUAAACUAUCAUUAUAUUUUACUACACUUAUAUUAUAUACUAUAUGCUAAGGAAAAUUAAAGUUUGCAAUAGUUCUUUAAUUAUGCAGGUAUGAAAAAAAAAUUUGGAUACUUUCUCAUAAUUUAAUUUUUACAUUGGUGAAGUUGAUAUAUUUCUUUUCUAUAUAAAAAUAAGUCCACACUAAACUGUGAUUUAUAAUAUAUACCUAUUCAUUAAAAAAUAUAAUUUUAAUGUGUACAUACUAAUAGUAUAUUAUUUUUGACAUUCUGUAGUUUUUAACAUGUUCUAAAUCAAAAUAUUUUUAUGAUGGAUGCUAAUAAAAUAAAUAC
This is a messenger RNA of Acyrthosiphon pisum (pea aphid), 2451 nucleotides long. Its product is annotated as serine/threonine-protein kinase Aurora-2. Gene Ontology annotation, biological process: protein phosphorylation. Gene Ontology annotation, molecular function: ATP binding; protein kinase activity. The record is from RefSeq and is a predicted model, not a curated record. Bases 513 to 1841 code for a protein of 442 amino acids. Lineage: Eukaryota; Metazoa; Arthropoda; Insecta; Hemiptera; Aphididae. The transcript has 7 exons.